CAGGGAAGUAUUUCAAGAUAAUGACAACGGUGACAAUGUAGCAUUGUCCACCAACAUUAUUUCUUCUCCAACAUCCGCAUGUAACAGAGGUAUUGUCCUGCUUUCCACAGCUAUGGCGAGAGUUGCCGACGUCGAUGGGAACCUGCACUCUGCUAGACUUCUCCUAGACAACGGGAGCACCUCCAACUUCAUCACCCAAGACCUCUGUGGCAAGCUGGGCUUGGUAAGACGCAGCACCAGCUCCACCGUCUCAGUCAGAGCCGUCCACCUGGAGCUGGUGUCCGACCUCACUAAGGAGGGAUUCCUCGCAGCCUUUUCCCGUUUCACGGCUCGUCGUGGCAAAUCUCGACGCGUCUACUGCGACAACGGCACCAACUUCGUCGGAGCGUUCAACGAGCUCACACGUCUUCUUGAAAGUUCCUCCAAAGAUAUAGAGCAACGCACAAAAUGGCAGACAGAUGGACAAGACUUGAAGACCGGCACCAUGGUCUUGAUCAAGGACGUGAACCAACCCCCGCUACUCUGGCUGCUGGGAAGAGUGACCGACGUCAAGCCGGGUCCUGAUGGCCGCAGCCGAGUCGCGGAGAUCCUGACAAAGAAGGGGACCAUCACAAGGGCAUACAACAACAUAUGCCCCCUUCCUGUUUCAACUUCUUGA
Messenger RNA from Plutella xylostella (diamondback moth), 658 nucleotides. NCBI's taxonomy places the organism in Eukaryota, Metazoa, Arthropoda, Insecta, Lepidoptera, Plutellidae. The record is from RefSeq and is a predicted model, not a curated record.